Molecule: messenger RNA, 426 nt
Organism: Anisakis simplex (herring worm)
Lineage: Eukaryota; Metazoa; Nematoda; Chromadorea; Rhabditida; Anisakidae
Source: the annotation of a GenBank genome assembly
AUGUUUGAGUUAUAUUUGGGCAUGACUUUAUUCCAAACUCAUGACAACCGAGAGCAUUUGGCUAUGAUGGAACGAAUCCUGGGAACUAUUCCUUACCGAAUGUGUCGAAAAUCGAAGACGAAAUACUUCUAUCAUGGUCGUUUGGAUUGGAACGAGAAAACACAGGCAGGAGCUUAUGUGAGAGAGCAUUGCAAACCGCUUAUUCGUUAUAUGAAGUCGAACGAUGCGGAAGAUAUGGAGUUAUAUGAUAUAAUAACAAGAAUGCUGGAAUAUGAACCAUCACACCGAAUGACAUUGGACGAUGCACUUGAUCACGCUUAUUUCAAACGCCUUCCUCCUCAUCUCAGAUAUCACGAACAAGAUAAAAUAGUGACAGCGAACGGGUCAUCGUCAAGGGCGGGUAGUGGAGGCAGUGGGGAUAAAUGA